AUGAGUCCAUCGGCGAUUCCUGUCGACGUCCGGGGCGAGACCGACACCAGCGCCGUCGUCGUCCCCGAUCCGCUGGCCAUCAACGCGCUCGCCGCAUGGCGCACCGACGGCGCUGUGCCCACGGGCACUGCAGCAUUCUCGAGCAGCGACAUGUUCAAGAGCCCUGCCUGUUUCACGCGACCCAAGGCCAAGCGAUGGGACCAUAUUCUCUCGACCGAAGCCAAAGCCCGCAAGCCAUCUACGUUGAAAGCCGCCGCCGCAUACCUCAAGAGACCGGGCAUGAUCUCGCUGGGCGGAGGGUUGCCAUCGAGCGAGAAUUUUCCAUUCGAGGAGAUCAGCGUCAAGGUGCCCAGCGCGCCGGGCUUUUCAGAGGAAGAGACCAAGAAGACGGGGAAGACACUGACGGCGGGCAAACAUGAUAUCUCGGAGGGGAAGAGCUUACUGGACUUGGAGGUAGGGCUCAACUACGGUCAAUCGAUGGGUUUUGCGCAACUGUUGCGCUUCGUUACAGAACACACCGAGAUUGUGCACGCACCGCCAUAUGCCGACUGGCAGUGUUGUAUGACGGUGGGCAGUACAUAUUCUUGGGACGCGACACUGAGAGUGCUAUGCGAGCGGGGAGACUACAUUCUCACAGAGGAAUACUCGUUUGUCAGCGCUUUGGAGACGGCGGCACCGCUCGGCAUCAAGGCUGCAGCCGUCACGAUGGACGAACAGGGCCUGCGCGCAGACGCCCUGGACGAAGUUCUUACGAAUUGGGACGAAAAGGCCCGCGGUGCCCGCAAGCCUCAUCUCCUUUACACAGUUCCGUCCGGACAGAACCCGACGGGAGCAACUCAGGGCGCGGAGCGGCGCGCAGAAGUAUACAAGGUCUGCCAGAAGCAUGACGUCUACAUCGUCGAGGACGAACCCUACUACUUCCUGCAAAUGCAGCCCUACAAAGCCAAUGUACCACCCCCGUCCAGCCGUGAAGAGUUCCUCAAAUUGUUACUGCCGUCUUUCCUCAAACUUGACGUCGAUGGGCGAGUCUUGCGAUUGGAUUCAUUCUCAAAGGUGCUUGCCCCGGGCUCGCGCGUCAGUUGGAUCGUCGGGGCGGAGCAGUUGUUGGAACGAUUUAUGCGCCAUUUCGAAACGUCAGUGCAGAACCCGAGUGGGUUUUCGCAGAUUCCGUUUUUCAAACUUCUUGACGAGGAAUGGGGCCAUGCCGGCUAUAUCGACUGGCUAGUGCACUUGCGUCUCGAGUACACGCGUCGUCGUGAUGAUAUGCUCCACGCCUGCGAGAAAUACUUGCCUCAGGAGAUCACCAGCUGGGAGCCUCCCUCGGCGGGCAUGUUUCACUGGAUCGAAGUGUCCUGGAAGAAGCACCCGGGUUUUGCCAAGGGACAAUCGCAUGCGGACAUUGAAGAAGCCAUUUUCACGGCGUCGGUCGAUCGCGGCUCAUUGCUUUCUCGCGGCAGCUGGUUCCGAGCAGACCACAGCAUCCCAGAAGACAAGAUGUUUUUCCGGGCAACAUAUGCAGCAGCGCCAGCCGAUAAAAUUGACGAGGCAAUAAAGCGGUUCUCAGAAGCGUUGCGGGCGGAGUUUUCUCUAUAG
This is a messenger RNA of Talaromyces rugulosus, 1593 nucleotides long. RefSeq lists its product as uncharacterized. The transcript has 4 exons. Gene Ontology annotation, molecular function: pyridoxal phosphate binding; aromatic-amino-acid:2-oxoglutarate transaminase activity; L-2-aminoadipate:2-oxoglutarate transaminase activity. Bases 1 to 1593 code for a protein of 530 amino acids. Gene Ontology annotation, biological process: aromatic amino acid catabolic process; L-tyrosine biosynthetic process. NCBI's taxonomy places the organism in Eukaryota, Fungi, Ascomycota, Eurotiomycetes, Eurotiales, Trichocomaceae. The record is from RefSeq and is a predicted model, not a curated record.